Molecule: messenger RNA, 1769 nt
Organism: Syngnathoides biaculeatus (alligator pipefish)
Lineage: Eukaryota; Metazoa; Chordata; Actinopteri; Syngnathiformes; Syngnathidae
Gene: socs2
Product: suppressor of cytokine signaling 2
Exons: 4
Coding region: 174-713 (179 amino acids)
Biological process (GO): intracellular signal transduction; phosphatidylinositol phosphate biosynthetic process
Cellular component (GO): phosphatidylinositol 3-kinase complex
Molecular function (GO): 1-phosphatidylinositol-3-kinase regulator activity
Source: RefSeq, a predicted model, not a curated record
GACGUUUCCUCGGCGAACCGUUGCAAGUGGACCACAAAGUGAAGUUUUGAAAUGAACCACGUCGGCGCGCGAGGACAGCGCUGAAAAGAUGAACGAGGACGCGGAAUGCUGAGGACGUGACGGACAAGGCCCCAGCGAGCAGACUCGUCGCGGCGGAUGGUUGGCGUCCGUCAAUGACCUGCCAGUCGUCGGAGGCACGGGACGCGCCGGCGGACCGCGACGGGAGCCGCGUGGCCUCGGCCAUGAAAGAGCUCAAGAACGCAGGCUGGUACUGGGGCAGCCUGACGGCCGACGAGGCCAAGGACGUCCUUCGGGACGCCGCCGAGGGAACCUUCCUGGUGCGGGACAGCUCGCAGAGGGACUUCCUGUUCACCAUCUCCGCCGUGACGUCGGCCGGUCCCGCCAACCUCCGCAUCCGGUACCACGGCGCCAAGUUCAAGUUGGACUCGGUGGCGUCGGUCAGCCCCAAACUCCGAGAGUUUGACAGCGUGGUGCGCCUGGUGGAGCAUUACGUGCAGCUGUCGCGGAGCGGCGCGGCCGCGCCGCCCAACGGGGCGGUCCCGCUGCUCCUCAUCCGACCCGCCUACUCCGCCGUGCCGCCGCUGCGCCACCUGAGCCGCGUGGCCAUCAACGGACGCACGCGGCGCGUUGGCGACCUGCCGCUGCCCAACCGGCUCAAGGACUACUUGGGCGACUACUUGUACAACGUGUAGCGGACCCGCCCCGCGUUUGCACUUUUGUCCUUUUUUUUUUUGGGGGGGGGGUGAGAAGUCGUACGGUUAAAAUUUAGGGGGGUUUGAGAGUGGUCUCAUUUUUACAUUUUUAUUUUGUUGUUGGAAUAAAUGCCAGUCAGUCAUAUUUGUCCAAGAUAAAGUCAUGACAAUUUGGACGGUUGGCCUAACAGUUCUGAGGACUCGGGUUCGAUCCUGACCCCGCCCAUGUGGAGUUUGCGUGUUCUCCCUGUGCCUGCCUGGCUUUUCUCCGGGUGGGCACUCCGGUUUCCUCCCACGUCUCAAAAUCACCCAACUUUAAUUGGGCCCUCAAAUUUGCCCCAACGUCGUGAUCGUGAGCGCGGUAGGGUGUUUGUCUGCGAUUGGCCGGCGACCGGUUCAGGGCGUACCCCGCCUCCUGCGCGUCGACAGCUGGGAUAGGCUCCAGCAGUCGCGACCCUUGUGGGGAUAAGCGGCAAAAGAAAAUGGAUGACGACACGAGGCAAAUUUCAACACUAAAUCUGGAAAUCUUGGAUCUUGGCUGGCGACCAGUUCAGGGCGGGGCCCGAAAAUGAAAUGCACGAUGAAUGCACGAGUCAACUUUCUUCUUGAGCAAAAUCGGACUACGGAGACGCAAACGCGUUGCCGUUGCCGAAACAACUGCUGACGAUGCUCUUGCCCAUUUUGGAAGGAGGAUGUUUUUUCUUUUCUUUUUCUUUUUUUUUUUUUUGGGGGGGGGGGGCAUAUUUUCUUGAUUCCUUUUCAAAGUAUUUAUUGGUGGCGUCACACUGAAUGAUGAUGAAGCAUGUUGUUGAAAAUAAAAUGUUGAAUUGAUUUCAAGCAAAUGUUUUUGUAAAAUGCGUUUAUUCCAUUCCAACGUUGAUUUUUAUGUUGAGAGGACAGGAAAGAACCAAAACCAAACUGGGAAGCAAAAUUGUUAUCAUCUAGCAAUUUGUUUUGAGUUUGUGUGUGGUGUUGAAAAUGUCAGGAAGGCUUAAGAUGACCAAAAUUAAAAAACGAAACCGUUUUUACCAAAAUGAUUUCGAAAUGCAUCUCAAC